AACUAGAAAUGUAGGGGCGGGGGAAUAGAGUGAGGGGGAGAGGGAAAGCGAGCCAAGUAGAGCUUAUAGGAGGCAUAGGAGGAGCUCGCGCCUGCGCCAAAAAGCCCCGGUGGCGUAUUUUUCCCCACCAGGCGAAGGUGGCGAUUGAGGCGGAAGGGGGCGGGGCUUUAUGCCUGUUAAGGGUUGGUCUGACACAGACCCAGAAGACUGGUGGAGCCGGCUUGGUCAGGGCCAAUUGCAAGGACCGGUGGAAGUGGCAGCAGAGGCAACUUCUGAAGCUGUCAGAUUUCGAGGAAGGCUGUUGUGUUCGAGAAGGAAGCGCAGGAGGAAAACAGUAAUUGUGGUCUGCCUGAGAAGCAAGUUUGGAGCCAGGGGAUACCAGGGUCCUGAUGCAGAGGCAAGCAAUGGUUGAGACACUUAAGAUUGAAGAUAACUGUCCACUGUCCGAACUUCUUCAGAACAACAAAGUCAGACUGACCCACCCUUGGAAAUAAAAACCUUAAAAAUGGAACAAGUAGAAGGAACAUGCAACAGAAUUCUGAUGGAGCCAUAUCAUUACCUACUUCAGCUACCAGGUAAACAAGUCAGAACCAAACUCUCUCAAGCCUUUAAUCACUGGCUGAAUGUUCCUGAAGAUAAACUUCAGGUUAUAAUUGAAGUGACAGAAAUGUUGCACAAUGCUAGCUUACUUAUAGAUGACAUAGAAGAUAAUUCAAAGCUUCGACGAGGUUUUCCAGUGGCUCACAGUAUCUAUGGAAUACCAUCUGUAAUAAAUUGUGCAAAUUUUGUGUAUUUUCUUGGCUUGGAGAAGGUUUUAACACUUGAUCAUACAGAUGCUGUAGCUGUAUUUACUCGCCAGCUGUUGGAGCUCCAUAAAGGCCAAGGCCUGGAUAUUUACUGGAGAGAUACUUACACCUGCCCCACAGAAGCAGAAUAUAAAACCAUGGUUCUGCAAAAGACAGGUGGCCUUUUUGGACUAGCUGUGGGCCUCAUGCAGUUGUUCUCUAACUUCAAAAAAGAUUUAAAACCACUUCUUAACACCCUUGGGCUCCUCUUUCAAAUUAGAGAUGACUAUGCAAACUUGCACUCCAAAGAAUAUAGUGAGAACAAAAGUUUUUGUGAAGACUUAACCGAAGGGAAAUUCUCAUUCCCGACUAUCCAUGCCAUAUGGUCCAGGCCAGAAAGCACACAAGUUCAGAAUAUCCUGCGACAGAGGACUGAAAAUGUAGAUAUAAAAAAAUACUGUGUACAUUACCUUGAGAGUGUGGGUUCCUUUGAAUAUACACGAAAAACCUUAAAACAACUUGAGUCUGAAGCUUAUAGACAGAUUGAAUCUCUUGGGGGAAACCCGGAGCUUGUAGCAUUAGUUGAACAUUUAAGCAAAAUGUUCAAGGAGAAUGAAAACUGAAACCAGUUGUCAGGCACAUGACUGGAAUCAUUUUAUAAUUCCUUCCAUUGAUGGAUAGGAACAGAUCUCAAACAUUUUAAGGGAUAAUGGUGUUUGGCUUCAUCCUGGAUUAUCUUUGGCUUAAUUUCAACUGCUCAUUUAAUACUGCAUAAAGCUACAAAUUUAAAUAUAGCUAUCAAGUUUUACUGUAAAACUUCAUUCUUAGUCCAUUUCUUUUUAUUGUGGAUUUAUUUUCAUUCUGACCAAGACAUGUAAUCAAUUUCUGAAUACAAGACGGCAUGGAAGUUUCACCUUCAAUGUUUUAUUAAAUUUGCAUUUAUCUA
Messenger RNA from Sphaerodactylus townsendi, 1731 nucleotides. Its product is annotated as geranylgeranyl pyrophosphate synthase. The transcript is spliced from 7 exons. Gene Ontology annotation, biological process: isoprenoid biosynthetic process. The record is from RefSeq and is a predicted model, not a curated record. The coding region runs from base 506 to 1408 and encodes 300 amino acids. Gene Ontology annotation, molecular function: prenyltransferase activity. NCBI's taxonomy places the organism in Eukaryota, Metazoa, Chordata, Lepidosauria, Squamata, Sphaerodactylidae.